Messenger RNA from Bursaphelenchus xylophilus (pine wood nematode), 3912 nucleotides. The record is from the annotation of a GenBank genome assembly. Lineage: Eukaryota; Metazoa; Nematoda; Chromadorea; Rhabditida; Aphelenchoididae.
AUGGACUUUCAUAAGCUGGUCGGGCUGUCCAAAUGCCUGAUUCUUUGCGGUGUUUUCUACAUUAUUUAUUUAUGUUUCAAGGAAGGUAAGCCUACUUAUUGCUACAAUCUUUUCAAUUUGUGAUUUCAGACAGUCUGCAAUGGCCCGUUUCAUUGGAGGGAAAUUUCAUUCGUCUAAAGUAAGACCUUCAAUGUUACUGUAGCAAUGAUUUUGCUUGCAAAUCACUUUUCUGAGUUACCUUUUUCUUGCCCCGCGCUUUACAGCUUGCGCCCGAACAAUUCCGGUUGCAAGGAAUAUCAGGCUUAGGCUUAGCCUCUGGCUUAGGCAGGUUAGGCUUACAGGGGAAGUACCCCAAGUGCGACGCUCAGAUUUUGAUGAAACUUGGCACAAAUUUAGAAUAAUUUUUUCUAAGACAUAUGCGAGAAUCCUAGCUCGCGCUUUGCAGAAACAACCGAGAUUUUUAGACCGAAAGUCGGCCAAAAUUUAGGACUUUUUGCCGAAUUUCGGCACGAAAAGUUUAAUGUUUCUACAAAAAAUCAAAUUUUUCCGCACGAAACUGUCAAGGUUAUGGCCAAAAAGCGCUUUUCUCUCUGACCGCUCUCCACGUUUAGCGUGCUUUCUCGGCGGCAACAAUCGCUCGAUAUCUCGGCGGCGCCCGCAAAGCGCGAGCUAAAACUUUCAGCAAUUGAUAUUUAGUCCGUACCCGACGUGUGUGCAAAAUUUAAAGAAAACCUGAGCGUCGCACUUGGAGUACUUCCCCUGUUAGUUUAGCGCAUAGGCUGUUUACUAUCUUUAUUCGCAGUCUGCAGGGAAACCAGGGCGCAAGCUGCGAAACGCGUGGCCAGAAAAAGGAAGUUUUUCCGAAUAUUGUAAUUGGCAGAAAAAGCUUGACUUCCAGAAGGUCGACGGAAGCCGCUGCCGACACGAAAUACAUUGGGCUGGCGUUCACGUUUUGCAACGGAUUGGCCAAUCAGGUAAAUCAUUUUAUUUAUUAUUUUUUUUGCAUGUAUAUCAGUCUGUCGGGAAAAUAAUGUGGAUUGUCGCACCUUGGAAUCGAACAUCACCGCUUUGCGAUGGUCAGCUGCUGCUGGGAAUUCGGUACACGACUGCGGCUGGGCGAAACAUUUUCCUGUGACAAAUCCACAUUAUUUUCCCGACGGACUGAAAAAAAGCGAAAAUUUUGGUAAAAAUUGACAAAACCAGAAAUUUUUGUUUUUUUUUGCAUUUUGUCGGGAAAAUAAUGAGCCCAAUUCUUUUGCUGCGACAAAUCCACAUUAUUUUCCCGACAGAUUGAAAAAAGGCAGAAAUUUUGGUGAAAAUUGACAAAACCAAGAAAUUUUUGUUUUUUUGCAGUUUGUCGGGAAAAUAAUGAGCCCAAUUCUUUUGUUGCGACAAAUCCGCAUUAUUUUCCCGACGCACUGAAAAAAGGCGAAAAUUUUGGUAAAAAUUGACAAAACCAGGAAAUUUUUGUUUUUUCAGUCUGUCGGGAAAAUAAUGAGCCCAAUUCUUUUGUUGCGACAAAUCCACAUUAUUUUCCCGACACACUGAAAAAAGCCUUAUUUUACUUUUCAGAUGCAACGUCACGCCGCAUUAAUCGGAAUCGGCGAUCAAAUCGGGCGGACCCCAUUCAUCGACCAGCGAUAUCGCUGCAGCUUCCAUAUUCUUCCCGAACUCGCAGCGGCCAUGCCCAACUUCUACAAAGGAAUUCGGCUGCUCGAGCCGGACAAGCCCAAGAACUGGGCGGUCCCAUUCAGCUUGAAUAUCUGCCAAUACGUCAAUUCGUCGGUGUAAGACUUUUUUUGUUGUAGUUUAUGGUUGAACCCCAAAAUUGAAAAAACGAGGUGUGACAUGUUAUACGAUGAAAAUUUUUUCGAAUUGAGAAAGUGGGUCUAUAUUUUUGGUGUGACAUGUUACAUGGUGGAAAUUUUUUCGAAUUGAGAAAAGUAAGGUGUGACAUGUUAUACGAUGGAAAUUUUUUCGAACUAAAAAAAAAUUAUGUGUGACAUCUUAUACGAUGAAAUUUUUUUUUCAAAUUGAGAAACAUGACGUGUGACAUGUUAUACGAUGAAUUUUUUUCAAAUUGAAAAAAAUUAUGUGUGACAUCUUAUACGAUGUAAUUUUUUUUUCAAAUUAAAAUGUCACACCUAAUUUUUCUCAAUUAAAAAAAAUCCAUCGUAUAACAUGUCACACCUCAUUUUUUUUAAUUUUCAAAAUGAGGGGGAGUGUUCAAAAAGGGGGAGAGUUCAGAAAAGGAGGAGAGUUCUGUCGCAACGGAAUUUUAUUAGUAUGUCGGGAAAAUAAUGAGCGCUCUGUCGCAGCGAAAAUCGCAUCGCCGCCGGGAAAAUGAAUUGUGUCGCAGCAAAAUCAAAUUGCUUUUUUUUUACCAGCGACGUGAUUGGCGCAGCAAAAUUGUGCUCAUUAUUUUCCCGACAGACGGAUAACAUCAGUUUUCCAAUUUUUUUUCAAAAUCUCAAAUUUUUGUUUUCAGGCUAGCCGGCAAGUACGACAGCCACAAAUUCCUCAAACUCCGAACGCAUCUCCUCCAAUCCUACAAGUAUUUCCAUGGGAUCAAGCCCAAAAUCCGAGAGGUCUUUCGAUUUGCCGAUGAGCAAACCCAGUUCGUGGACCGCUUUGCCAAAGAAUUGAUGGGGUAAGGAACAAGAAAAAAAAGAAGAAAUCACCCAAAUAUUAUGUAUAUUUGGCGCAGAUUUUGAUGAAACCUGCCAAAAAUCGUGACUAAUUUUUUCCAAGACAUAUGCGAGACUCCUAGCUCGAAAUUUGAAAGAAACGACCGAAAUUUUUCGUUAAAAAGUUUUAAAAAAUGUGACAUUUUUUUGCAAAUUUUGUCAUGAAAAAAUUUGCAUCUAUUUCUGUCGUACAGAGUAAUGUUUUCACAAAAAAUCAAUUUUUUCCACGCGGAACUGACAAAGAUACGGCCAAAAAGUGUUCUCUCGCUGUCCGCUCUCCGCAUUUCGCGUAUUCUCUCGGGCUCAAAGAUCGUUCAAUAUCUCGGCUGCGCCUGCAGAAUGGAUACUGAAAUUUUUAGCAAUCUGUGUCUGGCCUACAUAGAGGAUGUGUGCAAAAUUUGGCAAAAAUCUGAGCACUUCUCUUUGGGUUAUGAACUUAUUAUUAUAACUAAUAUGUAUCAGUCUGUCGGGAAAAUAAUGAUCACUCUGUCGCAUCGAAAAUCGCAUCACGGCCGGGGAAAUCAAUUGUUUCGCGACAAAAUUAAAUUGCUUUUUUUGCCUUCAGCGACACAUUCGACGUAGCGACAUUGCGCUCAAUAUUUUCCCGACAUUAAAAUUUUCAAUUUCAGCGAUUCAAAGACCCACAAACUUUGUGUCCACAUUCGACGCGGCGACUUUGUCCGCCACGCCUUUCUGCUCGCUUCAAGGCAGUCGUUCAUCACGCCGGCGUUGAAAUUUUUAACGACGAAUUUAACGAAGCAGCAUGGCAAGUUGGGACUCAUUUUUAUCGGGGAGAACAGCGAGUUCACCAGGAGUAUACAGUACGACAAGAAUGUAGGUUGGCGCGACAUCCGUUAAAUGCGAUUUCCAGCACGUGGCGGAGGUGUUCACGCCCUCCGGGCUCAGCCGAACGCAGGACAUGCUGUUCGGCGCCAAGUACUGCGAUUCCCUGCUGAUUUCGGCAUCCGGCUCCACGUACGGCUGGUGGAUGGGCUAUUUGAUGGAGGAGCGGAAGCAGGGCAACGUGUUCUACAAUUAUCUCGCCACGAAAGACGCCAAAGAUUGUCGGGAUCACUUCGAUUUCGACACUUACCCGCCCGAAUGGAAGCGAUUACGGCUGACGAAAAAGGGAAAGGAAAUGGAGGUGGUGGUGGAGAAACGAUGGCACAACGAGAUCAAGGCUCAGGAGGGUGCGGAAGUGUAUCAAAAAUGGCUCAAGUUGUAA